Linum tenue is the source of this 427-nucleotide messenger RNA. The record is from the annotation of a GenBank genome assembly. Lineage: Eukaryota; Viridiplantae; Streptophyta; Magnoliopsida; Malpighiales; Linaceae.
CGGCGGCACUCAGUCGCCUGGCCGGACUUGGAUGCUUGUCUUCACCGCUCAGAAGAAAUUGAAGGGUGGAAGGUAUUUCCCGAUUACUGCAGUUCAUAGAUUUGAUGCUGCUGGCAAGAGGAUUGAGAAUGGGGUGUAUUUUGGACCAAUUGGAUGGCUAACAUUUGAAGGGAGAUUUGCAUGGAAGAAGAAGAAGAUAUUAGCAUUCAUCUUUGAGCGAAUCCGAAUCAAACUCGGCCCAUUUAACCCUCUCGAAAUUGGGAUUGGCAGCGGUGGAGAGCAGGGAGAUAGAGAACCAACCACAAAGAAUGGUCCUUUCUUCAUCUGGUUGUACAUCGACCAGAGAGAGAGAGAAAGAGGAGGAAGAAUGGAAGAUGAGAAAAGAUGGGGAAAAGCUGCACGCGGAGGAGUAACCAAGGAAGAUUGA